Xenopus laevis (African clawed frog) is the source of this 1926-nucleotide messenger RNA. RefSeq names its product eukaryotic translation initiation factor 3 subunit J S homeolog (gene eif3j.S). Gene Ontology annotation, molecular function: translation initiation factor activity. NCBI's taxonomy places the organism in Eukaryota, Metazoa, Chordata, Amphibia, Anura, Pipidae. The record is from RefSeq and is marked provisional. Gene Ontology annotation, cellular component: cytoplasm; eukaryotic 43S preinitiation complex; eukaryotic translation initiation factor 3 complex. Gene Ontology annotation, biological process: cytoplasmic translational initiation; formation of cytoplasmic translation initiation complex.
CUCUAAUAACCAAGUUACCGGGAGAGAGAGAGAGAGAAAAGUCUGGAAUUCUCUCAUCCCUCAUUUGUUCUAGUCCAAUUCGUCCCCGCUGGGAGGACUAAGAUGGCGCAGGGGCAGGGAGUCGUGACGCAUUUCCUGUGAAAGUCCAAAGCCGAACUCAUUGCGCUGCGCGCGCAGCCAGACGCGGUGAGUCAGGCAGAGCCGGAUCAGCAGCGGGAAAAAUGGCGGAGAACGACAGCUGGGAUGCUGAUGACUUUGAGGCAGAAGAUCUAAAUCAAAAGGGUGCUGCGUCAGGCCCCGUGAUAGUAAAGGAUCGCUGGGAGGGAGAGGAUGAAGAGGAAGAUGUUAAGGAUAAUUGGGACGAUGAAGAGGAGGCACAGGAUGCAACUAAACAAGAGCCACAGAAAACAGAGCUGAAGGUUCCAGAAAAGAAGAAAUUACAAGAAAAAAUAAAAGAAAAAGAGAACUUGCAGAAAAAGAGGAAGGAAGAACUGAAAAAGCAGGCAUUGGAGUCUUCAAACCUACCGGAGAUCACUCCAGAGGAACAGUUGGCAGAAAAGCUUCGCCAACAGAAGUUACAGGAGGAUUCUGACUUAGAAUUAGCAAAGGAGGCUUUUGGAGUCAAUGUUCCGGUUACUGGAAUAGAUGCCAUGAAUCCGUCCACACGAGAAGACUUUACGGAAUUUGGGAAGCUCCUUAAAGAAAAGAUAACCCAGUAUGAGAGAUCGUUAUAUUACCCUGGCUUCCUGGAGGCCCUUGUGCGGGACGUGUGCCUCUCGUUGGAAGUUGAAGAUCUCAAAAAAAUCAACAGUUCCCUAACAGUGCUGUGCUUUGAGAAACAAAAGCAAGAGAAGCAGCAAACUAAAACCAAAAAGAAAAAGAAGGGAGUUGUUCCAGGAGGAGGAUUAAAAGGCAACAUGAAGGAUUAUCUAGAAGAUUAUGGGGGCAUGGAUGAGGGCUAUGGACGAGAGUUUGACGAUUUCAUGUGACAUGCUGGUUCUUUGUGGCCCUCGUUAAGGAGUGCUCUCUCCUCCCUCAGGACUCUGCCAAAUGCUACAGUCAAAGAAAUCAUCCCCCAAUUCAUCAGGCUGUCUAUAUAUAUUUAAAAAAAAAAAAAAAAAAAACAAUUGGCCAUGGUGUGUGACUGGAUUCUACUUGGUGGUUGAUGCCCACAUCACACAUUAAACAAUUAACCUAUGCAGCUCUUUUCAGCACCCCUUUAACUCAAGGCCUACAACCUUUCCAUCUCUGCUUGUGGCUUGUACCUUCAACUCUGCCAUGUUGCAAACAGUGAUCCCUGCUUUCUGCCUAUGAAUAUAGUCUCUCUUUCUCUGGGCAGAAUAUUAAAUCUUUUUCUUCUGGCUCUUUACUUCCUGCCUCAUUGACACUGCCCUCCCGGCCAUCUUGGUUUUUUUUAUAUUGGUUUCUUAGCUUUGUGCUGGAGGAAUCUCCUGCUAUGAACUGUGAUUCCUGGUGGACUCUGCUUGGUGCUUUUCCUUAUUAAAACCAUCUUAAAUCACCUACAGUCUGUGGAACUGUGAAGAUGCAGGAGAAGGGUAAGGAGAUAGCGCUGGUGCAUCAGACUAUGUGCUGCCUUCUGUUUUUGAAGUGAAAACAAAACUGCCAGUUAUAAAAUGUGUGUCACCGAUGAGAUUGUGGCCAACUAUCAAUUCUUGAUGGCUCUGCUGGAGGGGAGGGAUAUUUAUUCAGUGAUUGCGUGUCCGUGUGGCUUCACGAUUGGUUAAUUGCUUUUUGACUCUCGCUCCAAGGUUCAAGGUCUGGCCCUUUCUUUUUAAACUUCUGCUCACCCACUGGAUGGCGCUUUGCAAGCAGGUCCCUACGGGAGAAUUGUUAUAUUAACAAUGAGACUGCAAUGUUUGUUUUAUAAGACAACUAAUUUAAUAAACUCAUCCUUGUGACAAGAUU